Melozone crissalis (California towhee) is the source of this 1143-nucleotide messenger RNA. RefSeq names its product bradykinin receptor B2 (gene BDKRB2). NCBI's taxonomy places the organism in Eukaryota, Metazoa, Chordata, Aves, Passeriformes, Passerellidae. The transcript has a single exon. Gene Ontology annotation, biological process: G protein-coupled receptor signaling pathway; vasoconstriction; immune response. The record is from RefSeq and is a predicted model, not a curated record. Gene Ontology annotation, molecular function: bradykinin receptor activity. Bases 1 to 1143 code for a protein of 380 amino acids. Gene Ontology annotation, cellular component: membrane.
AUGGUUUCCAUCACAGCUGAAAAUGUUACGCAGCUGUACAACAUGACUACCCAGGAGCUCACAGUCAGUCCAGAAUAUUCCCACAAUAAUUCAGGAGUGCAUCAGAUAGAUCAAUAUGAAUGUGUUAGUGCAGAUGUGUGGAAAUGGCUACAGGAUUUUCAGCCUGGAUUUCUCUGGUUUAUAUUUAUUCUGGGAUCAAUAGAAAAUUCCUUUGUGCUCACCGUCCUGUGUUUCCACAAGAGUAGCUGCACAGUGGCUGAAAUUUACCUAGCAAACAUGGCAUUUGCUGACCUAAUGCUGGUCUGUACUUUACCUUUCUGGGCCAUUAAUAUUUCUAAUAAUUUUCAUUGGCCUUUUGGCCAGUUUUUCUGUAAAGCCAUCAACAUUAUGAGUUACAUGAACUUAUAUUCUAGCAUUUAUUUCCUGACACUAGUGAGCAUUGACCGCUACCUGGCCCUGGUGAAAACCAUGUCCCUUGGACGGAUGAGACGAACCGUCUGUGCCAAAUGGAACUGUUUUGUAAUUUGGACAUGUGCACUGCUCAUGUGUUCACCUACAAUGGCGUUUCGAAAUUUGCAUUAUUUUAAAGAGUACAACAUCACAGCCUGUGUUCUUCUCUACCCAGCUAGCUUCUGGGAGCCCACAAACAACAGCUUGCUGAAUAUUGUGGGGUUUGUGAUCCCAUUCUGUGUGAUUACCUAUUGCACUGUGCAAAUCAUCAAGGCCUUACGAAGCAGUGAGCUACGAAAAAUGAAGGUAGUCCAGACAGAGAGGAGAGCCACCAUGCUGGUCUUUGCUGUGCUCCUGCUGUUCAUCAUUUGCUGGCUUCCGUUCCAGAUCAGCACAUUCAUCGACACAAUCCGUUACUUCUCACCCACCCUCAGGUGCCUGGAGGACAUCAAUGACAUUCUGACCCAGAUAGCCACAUACUGCUCCUACAGCAACAGCUGCCUGAACCCAGUCUUGUAUGUGAUUGUUGGGAAAAACUUCCAGAAGAAGGCUGCGGAAUUCUACAAGGACUUGUUCACAAAGAGGUGCAGAAAAUCACAGUCUGUGCAGAUGGAAAACUCCCUGGACACUUUAAGAACUUCCAUCUCAAGCGAAUACCCAAGGAAAAAGUCUGUUUUGUCAUUACCCCAAUAG